Xenia sp. Carnegie-2017 is the source of this 2243-nucleotide messenger RNA. RefSeq names its product GRIP and coiled-coil domain-containing protein 1-like. The record is from RefSeq and is a predicted model, not a curated record. Lineage: Eukaryota; Metazoa; Cnidaria; Anthozoa; Malacalcyonacea; Xeniidae. Gene Ontology annotation, cellular component: Golgi apparatus.
AAAUGUAUCAAUAAAAGAAGACGUUUCACAACAAAUGUGAAAUAAUUUUCUUAUUCUAUAAAUGUCACGGCAAAAUAACAAAGAAUUGUUGGUGACAAUCGAUAGACAGGGAGAGCAAUUAAGGAGAUAUGAAGCCAGACUACGAGAUGUUGUACUUGCAUACAAAGGCCUGCAAAAAGAAAAAAGUGCUUUGGAGAAGAGCCUACGCGUUUUGAGCAGUACAGAUAACAAGCCGACUCAGGAAAGUCCUUUAAAUCACGAUGGAAACACUAACGAGGAGCUUGGCAUUGAGUCAAAAAUUAUCAGUGAUCAUGAACAGAAAUCGGACGAUGUGAUCACUGUUCAGGCUGUGCAUGAUGCUAAUGAUAAAGGAUUGGAAUCGCAAGUGAAAACUCUUCGCGAGGCUUUGGACACAAUCAUGGAACAAAAAACAAAAAUGGAGGGCUCGUUUCAAGCUGAUAGAAAGAAAUAUUUGUUAGAACUGGAAAAGAAAGACGAGCUUCUUGAACAAGUAAAGAAUGAAUUUCAAAGACACAAAGAAAAAAUGCAAAAGGAGAUCUCUGAGCUUCGAGCUCGUACAUGUGGUGAGCAAACGCGGAAACUGAGUAAUGAUCACGUGAUGAUGCUGAAAGAAAUGCAGCAGCUGGUGUCAAAGAACGAUCAGCCAGAAAGAACUUCAAAGAAAGAUCGAGUCACUGGAAAAGACGAUUAUGGAAAAAGAAGUUCCGGAUUCGACUUGUACUUUCCAAGGUGGAUAUGGACUUCUACUUUACUCUUUCUUUACUUUCUUUCUGCUACUUUACUUUCUAUUUUUUGGGGUCGUGACUCGACGAAGGGUUUGGAUAAAAGCAUCCAAGUUUCAAAUACGUCAUCGGCACUGACGAAACUCGAAGAGGAUAUGCAAAAGAUCAAAGCUCAGUUGGAAAAAGAUAUCAUGCGUGAACAGCAGCGAGCAAACGAAGCUGAACUCAAAGCAUCUUUACUUUCAAAAGCUGAGGAGAAUCGUGUCGCUGACCUAGAGGCUAAACUUUCAGAAUUAUCCAAUGUUGUUGGCAAAUAUGAAAGACUUAGAGCUCACGAUCAAGUUGAAAUAAAGAAAUUAAAAGAUCGUUUACAUACAAUGGCAACAACGCCGUCAAAUGAUGUUUCUAUGAAACAGACAACCGACAUGAAUGUCAAUAAUGAUAAAAUACUUGUGAUGAAAUUCAAAGAAUUAUUGCAAUCUUGCAUAAAAGAUGAGGAGAUAUCAGAAGAAAAUGAUUUAGGCUUAAGUCGUGCAGAUUUAGAAUGCAUUUUACAAACGGACCCAGCUCACAGAGCAUGCCGUGGACUUCGUCAACUGAAAGAUGAAUUCGAGUGUUACAAAGCAAAGAUUCGAUCGUCAAAAAACUCCCCGCUUGAGAAAUUGCCAAAUAAUGAUACCGAAAGCAAGAAAAAGGUCGUGGACGAUCUCAAAACGACUCUACAAUCAAUGCAAAUACAACUUGAUAACAAAGACGAUGAGCUCGAAACAUGCCGGGAGUCUUUCGAUAAAGAAAAGGCCAAUUUACGAAAACUUCACAUUUCUGAAAUAGAAAGCGAGCGAACGAUAUACAUGGCAAAGAUGCAAGAACUCGAGAGAGAAAUGCAGAGUCAAAGAAGUCGAACCAUGGCGUUGAUCAGCGAAAAAGACGUCGAAAUUGAGAGACUGCAAAAGAAGAUGGCAAAGAACAAUUCAGAGUCGCCUGCGAUACUUCGACGAAAUCAGUCUUUUACGUUGACCAGAAAAAGCAGUUCCGAUGAUACGGUCGAUGAACUUUUGUUGCAGUCACAUCCGUCGUCAUUACUCCAUUUUGCCCAAGAGCAGGCAUAUUGCGAUGCUGAAUUUUUGUUGUUGAAGAAACAACGCAGAGAACUCGAGGAAUCUGUUCAAGAAUUUGAAAGAAGGGAAGAGCAAACUUAUGAACAAGUCAAACUACUGAAAGAAGAAAUUCGAAAGCUAGAAAGGAAUUGCUCGCGCGAAAAUGCUAACAUGGAAUAUGUGAAGAACGUGGUUUUACGCUACCUCUUAACAGACAGUGAAUCAGUUCGACAACAAAUGAUUGCUGCCAUUUCAACAAUUUUACAAUUCAGUCCUGAAGAGGUAUUUAAGGUCAAGCAAGUAAUGAAACGCUGGUGGGGAAGAGCGUAAAACAUUUGAAAUUGACUAUUUAUUUUUAAAUAGAAUGAUCUAAUUAAAGUGUUUUUAACACAAUGCUAAUUUA